UCACCCUCCUCCAUCCUCCCCCGGCCCAGCGCGGCGGGCCGGGCGGCCGAGCCGGAGCGGGACCGAGCCUCGGGCUCCUGCGCUCUCCACACAAAGCUCCCGCGGCGGGCGCGCACACGAUGCACCAGCCGCCCGAGGCCACGGCCGCCGCCGCCGCCGCCGCAGACCUCGGGGCUCGGAAGAUGGCGCACCCGGCCGCGGCGGUCCCUCGGAGGGGCAGCGGCAGCGGCAGCGGCAGCGGUGGUGGCGGGGCCGCGCUCGGCGCCGCCUCAGCCGAGGACUACGCGCCGCCCGCGCCGCUGCCCGGGGCGGCGUCCGGGGGCUCGGCGCCGCCGCCGCCGCCCCCGCAAAGCCUGCACCUCCUGCCGCAGGCCCCGCAGCUGGCCGCGGCGCCCGGCGGCGCGCAGAUGAAGAAGAAGAGCGGCUUCCAGAUCACGAGCGUCACGCCGGCUCAGAUCUCGGCCAGCAUCAGCUCCAACAACAGCAUCGCCGAGGACACGGAGAGCUACGACGACCUGGACGAGUCCCACACCGAGGACCUGUCCUCCUCCGAGAUCCUGGACGUGUCCCUGUCUCGAGCCACAGACCUGGGUGAGCCGGAGCGCAGCUCCUCCGAGGAGACGCUUAACAACUUCCAGGAGGCCGAGACUCCCGGCGCCGUCUCUCCCAACCAGCCCCACCUGCCGCAGCACCCCUUGCCGCACCACCCUCCCCAGAACGUGGUCAUCAAUGGCAGCGUCCACCCGCACCACCUCCACCACCAUCACCAUCACCACGGCCACCACCUCCAUCACGGCCACCACCAUCCGUCCCACGCCGGCGUCAGCCCUGCUCUCCCCGGAGGGCCCCCCCCAAGCCCGGUGUCCAGGAAGCUCUCCACGGCUGGGAGUUCAGACAGCGUUUUACCGGCUGCACCCACUUGUGCUGCAUCAUCGGCUGGCACACCUGCAUCUCUAAUGACUAACGUCCGCAAUACAAAUGCCUCUGGCAGCAUAGGUAUCAAUUCUGUCGCUGGCACUAAUACGAUAAAUAAUGUUAACGUUACUCCGAUGGGUGGUGUUAAUCCUAAUGUGACAAACAGCCUGCCUGGUAAUGUUAAUUUACCAUCAAGUAACAUUACAAGUACUGCUAGCAUAAGUGCCGCGCCUGGACCUAGCAGCAGUGUGAAUGUGAAUAUCCUAAGUGGCAUGGGCAAUGGUACUAAUUCUUCUGUUAACAAUGUUCCUACCCCAGCUGCCGGAAUGGCUGUGGGAUCUGUUUCGGCUCAGCAGCAGCAACCAGCAGCUGGCACAUCCAGGUUUAGAGUUGUGAAAUUAGAUUCUAGUUCUGAACCCUUUAAAAAGGGUAGAUGGACUUGCACAGAAUUCUAUGAAAAAGAAAAUACCGUAGCAGUUACAGAAGGAGUAGCAGUAAACAAAGUGGUGGAGACUGUAAAACAAAACCCUGUCGAAGUGACUUCUGAAAGGGAGAGCACUAGUGGGAGUUCAGUUAGCAGUAAUGUGAGCACACUGAGUCACUACACAGAGAGUGUGGGAAGUGGAGAGAUGGGGGCCCCUACUGUGGCCCAGCAGCAGCAGCAACAGCAACAAGCCCUCCCGGGUUUGGCCCCUCAGCCAAUGGAUUUUAGUAGUAGUCCUGGCGCACAGAGUGUUUCAGCAACUAGUCUACCACAGAGUAUUUCUCAGUCACAGAUUGCCCCGGUGCAGUUGCAUUCUCAAGAGCUGAACUAUACUUCACAAAAGCAAGGAGGUCAGCCUCCUCUUCAGGCCACUAUAAGUGCUGCAGCUGGCAUUCAGUCACCCCCAGUUAACCUUGUUGGGGUACCACCAACUUUAGGCCAACAGCCUUCUGUUUCCAGCUUGGCUCAACCUCAGUUGUCCUAUUCUCAGACGGCCCCUCUGGUGCAGACUCCUUUGCCAGUUGUAGCACCCCAACAGUUACAAUAUGGACAGCAGCAACAAACAGUUGCUACACAGGUGGCCCCAGGCCAUGUUCAGUCAGUAAGUCAGAAUCCUGUCUCUGCAAAUAUGCCAGAGUAUGUUCAGCAUCAACAAAUUCUCCAAACAUCAGUUCCCCCUAUCCCACCAAAUUCUGCAGGAGUGGGAGCAGCCCCAGUGAUGCCUAUUGCUCAGCCACAGAGCAUUCAGCCUUCAGUGCAAUCCACUGCAGUCCAGGCACAGCCUGCAGGGGCGCCAAGCCAGCCUGUGGGACAUGGCCAAACAGCAAUUCCUCCUGUAGUUGCUAGCGGUCAAGUUGUGAAUGUUGGUCAGCAAGUGAACAUCCCGGCUGUUGUGUCCCAGCCUACUGCUGUAACCCAGGUGACACCUCCGCCUUCUCAACCUGGGCUCAUUCAGGGAAUUCAAGCCAGUGCUUCAAACCUUCCUCCACAGUUGGUUAUUGCACCUCAAAGUAACUUGGUAACUGUACAGUCCCAGGCUCAAGGAGCAGAAUCUGUGGCUCAAGGAGCAGAAUCCAUAGCUCAAGGAAUAACAAAUCAGCAGUUGCCUCCAGUGAGUCCAUUACCUUCUGCCAGCAAUAUCCCUGCUGCAAAUCAAGUUGGUUCAGCUGUUCCUUCCGCAAUAGCAGCUGCUCCUACAAACUUGGUGCCACCUCAAAAUAUAGCACAAACUUCAGCUAUACAAAAUGGGAAUUUGGUUCAGAGUGUUAGUCAAUCUCCCUUGAUAGCAACUAACAUAAAUUUGCCUGUGACACAGCAGAUCCCUCUAAGUUCUACUCAGUUCUCCACACUCCUCACUCAGUCCAUUGGAAGUCAGAGUGAAGAAGCCAGGCAUCCUGUGGAGCAUGCAGUAGUUGGCGCACCUCAGACUGUCCCUGGGGAAGGCAUCGGGGCCCUGGCCUCCGGUUCUGAUGGCAGUGGAGGCUCCGUGUCAGCUUCAGCUUCCCUUUUCCCGUUGAAGGUGCUGCCAUUGACCACACCCCUCGUUGAUGGCGAGGAUGAGAGCUCCUCUGGUGCAAGUGUGGUCGCUAUUGACAACAAAAUCGAACAAGCUAUGGAUCUGGUGAAGAGCCAUUUGAUGUAUGCAGUCCGAGAGGAAGUGGAGGUCCUCAAAGAGCAAAUUAAAGAACUGAUAGAGAAAAACUCGCAGCUGGAGCAGGAGAACAACCUGCUGAAGACUCUGGCCAGCCCCGAGCAACUCGCUCAGUUCCAGGCCCAGCUGCAGACGGGCUCUCCCCCUGCCACCUCGCAGCCCCAGGGCACGACGCAGCCCCCGGCCCAGCCGGCGUCCCAGGGCUCGGGACCCUCGGCAUAGCCUCCCCCGGCCCUCGCCGCCUGGCCGGAGCACUCUGAACUGCAGCCCGAGGAGAUGGGCUAGCAGGCGCUCGCCGCGACUCCUCCAUUUCAUUGCGCACGCCGCGCGAGGGACAGACGCGACGCCGACAGACACCAUGACACUUUUUGUUCAGUAUUAAACACUCACCCGCUUUUGGCUCGAAGAACCCUGUUAGGCUGGGGAAUGCCGUGUCCGAGGACUCGCACCGACACGCCGGGGGCCUCGGCGGGGGGACCGGCACCUCUUCCCGGCGGCUUUCUAGCCCAAGGACCUGGACGCUGGGCGCCCGGAGAGGCCGCGCUCGGGCUGCGGACUUCCCCGCCCGUGAGCACCUUGAAAGGGGAGAAAAAGUAAGGACCGACGCGUAGUAUCACCUAAAGUGUGGAGACACAUGUAGUUCAGUAUUCCGAUCGACGACUGUCACCAGAAUCACCAAAUCACUAUAGUGUUCGUGCUGCUUUGCUGAAGAAACAGUGGGUGGCACCGAGCUGUUAGAGCAACUGAAAAGGUGACGGGUAGCUGGGACCUAGGCUAAUUUACAAUGAAGGUUAUUUUGCCUAAUGUAUAUCUGUGUAUGUAGUGUAAGUAUUUUGUAAAAUAGAAGACUGUAACUACUACUUUAGGUUGUACAGAUUGAAAUUUAGUUGAUACAUUGAUCUGAAGUUUGAAUAGUCUUUUUUUUAUAUAUAUUAUAUAUAUGCAUAUAUAUAUAUUAUAUGCUACAUGAAGAAAAAGUGCACCUAAGCAAAUGUUUGGAAUUUAGAAGAUUUAUGCUGUUUGUGUAAUUUCUGAAAUUCCCUGGCUGCUUGAUUAAUAUUGACUUAAACCCCUGUUCACAGAAGUUGUUGGUUAAGACAGUUAAAAUGCUCCCCAAUAUGACUGAUUCUAGUGAAGGAAAUGAAUCUGCCAGCCUGGGUUUUUGCAUAUUACCUGUAUAGUAGUUAUGUGCAUAUGUUUUGUGCAUGUUCUCUAAACAGUUGUAACCGGUCCCUGUAUUUAACUGUGACGCUUGUCAACUUUCAAUAAAGCAUAUACAAUGUUGAUAAA
This is a messenger RNA of Antechinus flavipes (yellow-footed antechinus), 4340 nucleotides long. It is a transcript of the gene TSC22D1, whose product is annotated as TSC22 domain family member 1. Gene Ontology annotation, biological process: regulation of transcription by RNA polymerase II. The record is from RefSeq and is a predicted model, not a curated record. Lineage: Eukaryota; Metazoa; Chordata; Mammalia; Dasyuromorphia; Dasyuridae.